GCCCCCACCCCCCGGGACGAAGAGUCGCACGCGUGAUGUGUGGGACAUAAUGGUGGAUAGGUAGGGUAACACACUUUAGCUCGCGAAGAGUAGCUCGUCAAGCUGUUGUUGAUCAGUUUUCCCACUCGUCGUCUUGGACUCUUCGGCUUGCCUCUGACUCGACAGCCGCUGCCCUGCUCGGACUAAACGACGCCCUGGACCGCAAAAAAAUGCCGAAUAUUAAAAUAUUCAGCGGUAGCUCGCAUCCGGACCUGUCUCAGAAAAUAGCAGACCGCCUGGGUCUGGAGCUCGGGAAGGUUGUGACCAAGAAAUUCAGCAACCAAGAAACGUGUGUGGAGAUAGGGGAGAGCGUCCGUGGAGAAGACGUCUACAUCGUCCAGAGUGGCUGUGGGGAGAUCAAUGACAAUUUGAUGGAGCUCCUCAUAAUGAUUAACGCCUGCAAGAUUGCCUCUGCCUCCAGGGUCACGGCUGUCAUCCCUUGCUUUCCGUACGCGCGUCAAGACAAGAAGGACAAGGUGGGGAGCCGUGCGCCCAUCUCUGCCAAGUUGGUGGCCAACAUGCUGUCGGUGUCAGGCGCGGACCACAUAAUCACUAUGGACUUGCACGCCUCACAGAUACAGGGAUUCUUUGAUAUUCCUGUUGAUAACCUGUAUGCAGAGCCAGCUGUGCUGAAAUGGAUUAAAGAGAACAUCCCUGAAUGGAAAAACUGUACCAUUGUCUCACCUGACGCAGGAGGAGCCAAGAGGGUCACCUCAAUAGCAGACAGGUUGAAUGUGGAUUUUGCUCUUAUCCACAAGGAGAGGAAAAAGGCAAAUGAGGUGGACCGCAUGGUACUUGUCGGAGAUGUGACGGAUCGGGUUGCCAUUCUAGUCGAUGACAUGGCUGACACAUGUGGUACAAUCUGCCAUGCUGCUGACAAAUUAAUUUCUGCUGGUGCCACCAAGGUGUAUGCCAUCCUAACCCAUGGCAUCUUCUCUGGCCCAGCUAUCUCACGCAUCAACAAUGCUUGCUUUGAAGCUGUGGUGGUCACUAAUACAAUCCCUCAGGAGGAGAAAAUGAAGCAUUGUCCCAAAAUACAGGUUAUUGACAUCUCAAUGAUCCUCGCAGAGGCAAUCCGUAGAACUCACAACGGCGAAUCCGUGUCGUACCUGUUCAGCCAUGUCCCCUUGUAACAAAUGGAAUCUACCAUCUACUGUGUGCUGUUACACCAAAUAAGACGAGAGAGGGACUUCCCCGAACCCAAACACAACCAUUAGCAAAGCUGUUCUGCUAACUAACAUGGAAGAAAGAGAAUGAACUGUCGUGUCUGUUACUAAUGCUGACCCCACUCAGUCCCUACCCUCUUGAGCAGUGUCCGUUCACGUUUGGGGCACCAAAGCAAUCGCAAGCUACCAAAUUAGGCCAGCAUAUUUAUUGUACUUGGGUAAAUAAGUGUUUAUCCGCUGUGAACUUGUUCCCCUUUCAUAACAUAUAGUUUCUUCUGACCAUUUCACCUCCAAGAUGUGGUUUGAAUCUGUCGUCAUAGAGCUCAUAUAUAUAUCUCUGGCGGGUUCUGGUGGUUAAGAGAAGCAUCUGCUAUAUAAAGCUGUUACAACAUGAAUGAGUUUGCUGUUGCUCUUUUUCUCUUCUGUUUCAAAGACAAGUAAUUAAGUGAAUGUGUAUUGAACUAGUUUACAGUGCCACUGAAGCUCCACUCAACCAAGAGCGCCUCAACAGACUGAAAUGAAAUGAUUUUUUUCCCUCCAGUCCAACUCCCCAACUCCUAUUUAGCUGUUUAUUUUCCCCACUGUAUCAGGCUGUAGAAAAUAUUUCGGGAUGUUUCUUUCAGCUCUUGAGGCGCCCUUAUUGAGUGUUGUUUGCCCAGUGUCCAGGGUUUACCCUUCGAGGUUCUGCGUUGACGGCUUUUCUAUAGAGAAGCUGUCGGGUUUUUAGUUUGGGGUCUCUGCAGGCUGGAGCUUCCGUCAGAAAUGUUCACCUGCUUAUUUUUAUUUUUUUUUUCAUUUUGGUCUUUUUGUAUGUCUCAAGGAAGAAAAUGUCAAUGUUCAAAUCUUUGUGUUUUACUUUUUCAGUAGGAUGAAUGCGCCAGUUAUCCGAGGAUGCAUUCAUAAUAAAAAUUAAAUAUGCGCAAACUCUUACACCUGA
Messenger RNA from Larimichthys crocea (large yellow croaker), 2142 nucleotides. RefSeq names its product phosphoribosyl pyrophosphate synthetase 1B (gene prps1b). Gene Ontology annotation, molecular function: ATP binding; magnesium ion binding; ribose phosphate diphosphokinase activity. Gene Ontology annotation, biological process: 5-phosphoribose 1-diphosphate biosynthetic process; purine nucleotide biosynthetic process; ribonucleoside monophosphate biosynthetic process. The coding region runs from base 210 to 1172 and encodes 320 amino acids. NCBI's taxonomy places the organism in Eukaryota, Metazoa, Chordata, Actinopteri, Sciaenidae. The record is from RefSeq and is a predicted model, not a curated record. Gene Ontology annotation, cellular component: cytoplasm; ribose phosphate diphosphokinase complex. The transcript is spliced from 7 exons.